GACCAUCUUGAGGAACAACGUCAUUUCCUCCUUUCUUCGAUUCCACGGGUGCUGUUCCCUUUGAAAGCGCGAUACCAACUUCAUUCAUUUCAGUUAUUCCGUCGCCCUAGGCAUUUCUCUACUCCAUUUUCUUCAGUAUCCAAUUGUUGACCGGCACGGCGGAGAUAGUCAUCGCUCUGUUUCCCUUUGUUUUGCAUCACUGACUCGAGCAGUUGCCCGCUUCCAAAGGGCGGCUGGCACCCAAAGGCCAAACAUGGACCCAAAUGCUUCUUCCAUCACAGUCGCAGUCCGUGUGCGGCCGUUUACCAUACGAGAGGCGGCUCAACUAGUCAAGACUGACGAUACCACACUCUUCCUCGGCGAUGGAUCGCUGGCCGCCGCACCCACCCCCAAGCUGAACCAGCGCGGAAUCCGAUCGGUCAUUAAGGUGGUCGACGAUAGGUGUCUAGUAUUCGACCCCCCGGAAGACAGCCCGGUCCAAAAGUUCACUCGAUCUGUCGUACCCUCGGCCGGCAAGAAAGUCAAAGACCAGGUCUUUGCGUUCGACCGUAUCUUCGACCAGACCGCCUCGCAGAGCGAUGUCUACGAAGGGACGACCAAGGGCCUGCUGGAUAGCAUCCUCGACGGGUACAAUGCCACGGUAUUCGCAUACGGCGCCACAGGAUGCGGCAAGACACACACAAUUACCGGCACCCCGCAGCAGCCCGGUAUCAUCUUCCUCACCAUGCAGGAACUCUUCGAAAAGAUCAAUGAGAGAAGCGGUGAGAAGGUCACCGAGGUCUCUCUGUCGUACUUGGAAAUCUACAACGAGACUAUCCGCGAUUUGCUGGUCCCCGGCGGUAGCAAGCAGGGCCUCAUGCUGCGGGAAGACUCGAACCAGGCUGUCUCGGUCGCCGGCCUAACCACCCACCACCCGAAAGACGUGCAGGAGGUCAUGGACAUGAUCGUGCAGGGCAACGAGUAUCGGACUGUUUCCCCGACGGCAGCCAACGCCGUCUCAUCACGGUCUCACGCCGUACUACAGAUCAACGUUGCCCAGAAGGACCGGAAUGCCGACAUUAACGAGCCGCACACCAUGGCAACUCUAAGUAUCAUUGAUCUCGCUGGCAGUGAACGCGCUAGUGCCACCAAGAAUCGAGGCGAGCGACUGUUGGAAGGCGCAAAUAUCAACAAGUCGCUCCUGGCCUUGGGGAGCUGCAUCAACGCCCUGUGCGAUCCACGCAAGAAGAACCACGUGCCGUACCGCAACAGCAAGCUCACCCGCCUGCUCAAAUUCUCGUUAGGCGGGAACUGCAAGACGGUCAUGAUCGUGUGCGUCAGCCCGUCAAGCGAGCAUUUUGAUGAGACGCAAAACACGCUGCGUUAUGCGAACAGGGCCAAGAACAUCCAGACCAAGGUUACCCGUAACGUCUUUAACGUCAAUCGACACGUCAAGGACUUCUUGGUCAAAAUUGACGAGCAGAUGGCUCUGAUCAACGAGCUCAAGGCGCAGCAGAAGGACGCCGAGAAAACCUUCUUUGCCAAGUUCCGGAAGCAGAUGGACAAGCGGGAUGCCGUGGUCCGCGAGGGAAUCUUGCGGUUGCGCGCCGCGUACGAGCAUGCCGCUGCAGAGCGGACUGAGAAGGUCAACAAUAUGAAGAAGCUAAAGGCAAUUGAACGUCGAAUCGGCUUGCUCUCUGCUUGGAUUGCCGCCUUCGACGCUGUUUGCGAUGGGCGAGGGGACGAGGAGUCCAUGCCAGCAAACUUGACGGCCAUGCGCAAGACGGCCCACGGGAUCCUGAUGGAGCUGGAGAGCAGCAGGCAGCACAUCCACCAGAGGCUAGAGCGGUCGAACUGGGAACGCGGGUUGGAUACAGCUCUCAACCACAGCAUUUCUCAACUGCCGAUUGGCGAUGGCAUUGUUGAUGGCUCCGAGCGGGACACGCUAGCCAGGGAAGCCGAGAUGCUGAAGGCAAGGUUCAUGCGUGACGCGUACAGAGAGGUGCUGGAACAGGACAAGGCCGGUGAUGCGGCUGUUCUACAGGUGCUUCUAACUGCCCAGUUUGACAUCCUCUCGUCGAUGUCUGAGACCCUCAAUAUGAGCGAGGAAGAGGCCGUCACACACGCCAAGACCAUGGUCAGCCGGCUUCUUGAGACCGGCUACUCUGCGGCAUCCCAUGUCGUCAAGCCCGACGGCUCCAUGAUGCCCGUCGAGCUGUUCCCGCCAACCAAGCGGGGAACUCCGAAGCGGAAGAAGUCUCUCAGCGUCCACCCCAAGCCCAUCACAGCUCCCGUCUUCUUGGCAGCUCAACAACAGGCGAACGCCUCCCCCAUUAAGGCAUCGCCGCGCCGUCGCAAACUCGGCACGGUACGGAAAGGGGUGUCAUUCACUCCAGUCAAGAAAAAGCACAGCGUACGCUGGCGUGACGAUGAAAGCGAACAGGGUACUCUAGCCGACUUCGAAAAGACGCCACAAAAGUUCUCAUCCCCAGAGGAUCCCUCUUCCGAGAAGGCACUUCCCGCCCGGCCUCCGGUGCCCUCGUACCUGAACCACAUGGAUUCUCCGCAAAAAUCCAGCCCGACUGUAACCCUCCCUGACGUAUCAUCGCUGUCCCUCGGCAAGCCGAACCGGUUUCAAGCCGGCUUCUUAUCCAAGACACGGGCGUCUCAGCAGAGUAACGGCGCAGCUAACGGCUCGCCCGUUCCACCAACACUUUCAGUCAACCUGACCGGAUCAUCAGACACCGAGGAUCGGUCAUCGCCGCUGCGCAACGUGCCGGUAAGCCGAGCUACUAACUCGCUCUCACCGCCAGCAGCAACCAACGGAAGCCCCAAACCAACAAGCCUUCUUCUCUCAACCCUCAACGAGAACGGCAACGAAAACAGCAACGAAAACGAACCCCCACGCCGCACCUCCCCGUCGUCCCGUCUCCCCCGCCUGUCCUACGGCUCAGGCUCCGACUCGGAACUCGACCCCCUCAAGAUCCGCUCCGCCCUCCACUCAGCCAAGCGCCGCGAACGCCUGUCCCUCGCGUCUGGCGCAGCCUCAUCAAGCGCCAGGCGCAUCUCGUCAAUUGGUUCCAACUCGGGCAUCGCCGGCAAUCAUGGGGGCCACCGUCGUGCCUCGGCUAGCUACUCGGGCCCAAUCCACCACCACGCCGCUAGCUCUACGAACGGCAUCUCGCGCCAUCGUCGAGGUAGUAACGAGCGCGCGAGGCGUUCACCGCCUAGGCCGAUUCCUAUUACGUACUCGCCGCCGUCCGGUUCAUCUUCGUCGGGAGGGUAUCAUCAGGAUGGGGUUUCUUUUCUCGGCGGCACGACAGGGAAGAGCUUGACGCUUGGUCAGGCGAGGAGGAUGAAUAUGGGGGGGAGUUUUAGGUUGGAGAGGGAGAGGGGCGGUAGUCCGUCGUCGGUGAGGAAUAACUCCGGUGGUGCCGCUGGGCUUGGAGACGUUGUUGGUGGUAAGGCUAGGAGGAUUACCAUUGGUGCUGCUGGUGCGUUGCCGAGUGCGGGACCGAACGGGGACGGAGCGGCAAAUGGUGCUGCUGCUGCUGGUGGCGGUGUGUUGAGGUCACGACCUAGUAUGGCGUGGAGGUGAAAGUUGACGGCGUUGUCUGCAAGGGAUGGGGUUGCGGGUAGAAAUGGCGUUAUGCAUACCACUGUCGCUCCCUCAAUUCCCUGAGGGGUGUGGUUGGAGUUUGGUGUUGGGCAGACACUAGAUCGACUAUUGCUGGUUGCCUUUACUUUGUUUAGCACAUCAUGGUCUGGUUCAUUGAGGUUACGGAUGGGGUUGUUCGUUCAGUGUCCUGUUUGGGAUACAGCCAGGAUAGGCUUGUUUGUUUUGUGUGUAUAGUUGGUUUUCUUUUUGAGGAUCGUAUCAAUAGCGCUAAUGGGGACGUUAUGAGGCACCCGAUUGAGCUGUUUCGAAUGUCUCAGCGGUUACUUGGUGUAUGGAGAUGCUGUAUCUACCUGUUCAAGCCGCAUGACGGAAACCAUUGAACAAGCGCGGUGGUACCGCUAGCGGUCAGGGC
This is a messenger RNA of Parathielavia appendiculata, 4010 nucleotides long. RefSeq names its product kinesin-domain-containing protein. Lineage: Eukaryota; Fungi; Ascomycota; Sordariomycetes; Sordariales; Chaetomiaceae. Bases 254 to 3577 code for a protein of 1107 amino acids. Gene Ontology annotation, biological process: microtubule-based movement. The record is from RefSeq and is a predicted model, not a curated record. Gene Ontology annotation, molecular function: ATP binding; microtubule binding; microtubule motor activity. The transcript has 4 exons.